Molecule: messenger RNA, 682 nt
Organism: Salvelinus fontinalis (brook trout)
Lineage: Eukaryota; Metazoa; Chordata; Actinopteri; Salmoniformes; Salmonidae
Product: C-type lectin domain family 12 member B-like
Exons: 5
Coding region: 77-682 (201 amino acids)
Source: RefSeq, a predicted model, not a curated record
GCAGGGAGAAGACACAGCUACAGACGAGUUGAGGUUAGAAGUAGAAGUUACCUUAUUUGAGCACAAGUGUGUUAAGAUGUCAAAGGGAGUCUAUGAAAUGCCAGAUGGAUUUGAAGACGAUGAGCCUGAUGCAAUGAAGAACACAGACAUUGAUGGCCAAUUAUAUUCCAACGUAGGAGCCUUCAAACCCAGUCCAAGAGAUGGAGUUGUUGCUUCAGAGCCUGAUAGCUCAGUGAAGAGACCCUUCCUAGUUGCUGCAGUGUGUCUGGGGCUGCUGUGUGUUCUACUCGCUGGGAUCAUAGGCCUGUCUGUCUACUAUAACAGAGCCAUCAAAGAUUCUGAGGAUAAAAGGAACAGCUUGUCACAUAGUUGUUCCCUUUAUAAGACUAACGCAACAGCAGAGAGAGACCAACUACAGACCAGAUACAACAACCUGACUGAAGAGAGAGACCAGCUACAGUCCAGAUACAACAACCUGACUAAAGAGAAAGGCCAUAUUCAGGCAAAGCUUUUUGUGAUAGAGCAGCAUUUUCAGGAGGGAUGGAGAUACUUUGACUCCAGUUUGUACUUCCUCUCUACUGAGACUAAAACCUGGGAGGAGAGCAGACAGGACUGUCAGGAGAGAGGAGCAGACCUGGUGAUCAUAAACAGCAGAGAGGUACUGGACGGGAGGACAGCCUGA